Gigantopelta aegis is the source of this 639-nucleotide messenger RNA. Its product is annotated as carcinoembryonic antigen-related cell adhesion molecule 1-like. The transcript has 4 exons. The record is from RefSeq and is a predicted model, not a curated record. Bases 1 to 639 code for a protein of 212 amino acids. Lineage: Eukaryota; Metazoa; Mollusca; Gastropoda; Neomphalida; Peltospiridae.
AUGAAACUGUUGUGUGUGAAGUGGUCACUACAAAUCGAAUCCCAUCUUGACGGUCCUUUCCAAUACGCACGUGUUCGGUUUAAGAACUGCUUCCGUGCAGACAAUGUCGGAGGUCCAGACACUGUUACAUUCAAUCUGUCAUUACCUGGGUCUGUAACAGAAGAACAGAGUCUGACUGUGACGUGUGCUGCUAGUUGUAAUCCCACAUGUGACUAUUCCUGGACCCUGGGAAAUCAGCUGAUCUCAUCAACCUCUCGGUUAUCACUGACAAACAUCAACAGGAGUCAGACAGGGAAUGUGUACACGUGUAAUGUGACCAACUCUCUUAUACCGAAAUCUAAAACUAAACAGUUCACACUGACAGUAUACUAUGGUCCAGACAGUGUCCAGCUGAACUCGAGCUCUCCACUGAUAAUCCAGGAAGAUGACGAUCUAGUUGUGUCAUGUGAAGCAACUAAUUGUUCUCCAUCCUGUUCUUUCACGUGGAGGUUUAAAUCGGAGAUGAAAUCAACCAGUGCCGUGCUGUCCUUAAAGAACAUACAGAGGUCAUCAGCUGGUGACUACACGUGUACUGCUAGAAACAAAAACACUCAGAAAUCAUUAGACGAGACCAUUACUCUGGAUGUGCAAUGUGAGUAA